Molecule: messenger RNA, 3885 nt
Organism: Ailuropoda melanoleuca (giant panda)
Lineage: Eukaryota; Metazoa; Chordata; Mammalia; Carnivora; Ursidae
Gene: SAMD14
Product: sterile alpha motif domain containing 14
Exons: 10
Coding region: 1069-2322 (417 amino acids)
Biological process (GO): neuron projection development; calcium-mediated signaling; actin filament organization
Cellular component (GO): actin cytoskeleton; postsynaptic density; dendrite
Molecular function (GO): actin filament binding
Source: RefSeq, a predicted model, not a curated record
GAAGAGGGGGCAGCCAGGUCCCGGUCAGCUGAGGCUUUGUGAUUGAAUGAGGGAAUUUUGCUCCUUCUUAGGGGCAGUCUCCCUUCCAAGAUGGCCCUUCAGGCAGGAAGAGAGGUUCUAGAAUUUCUUUGGUACUGGCAUCCAGAGUUGAAGAAUAGCAAGAGAGUUCUUGGAGGGCCCAUGCCCCCUUGCCCCUUCUCAUAUCUCAUUUCCUGCUUUCAGCCCCAAGCAUCAAUGGAGCUUGGGGUGGAGAUGGUUUAGAAGCUUCUCCCAGUCCUAGAGAGUAUGGCCAGCUUCCCUUCCUCUACCUUUCUCCCUUCUCCCCGCAGGGUCCUCUCCUCAGCGCGCCCUCCAAAACUGCAGGUCAUCCCCCAGGAUAGGGCUGGAGAGCAGGAGACAGGUGAAGGUUGAAUUCCGCCUCUUACCUCCUGCAUCUCAGUUUUCCCAUCUGUAAAGUGGGGAUACUACGAAUCUCAAGCCCGCAUGGCUCACCGUGAGAUGAUGUAUAUGUAAUAUCAGGAGAGAAAUGUUGGAAAAGACUCCAGCAAGCAGGAGGCCGAGCCUUCCCAUGCCUGUCAAAUGCAUGUCUAGGCCAGCGCCCUGCUCUACUCGUGGGCACCUGAGUGUUCGCAGUAAUUGGAGAUCAUGUCCCAGCCCUGCAGUGUGCCCCUGCCGCUGAGCUUCCCUCCGUCCCCUUGUCCAGUAUUCCCCUUCCCCUCUAACACCCAGGCCCUGGUUUAAGGCUGCGGGCAUCCUGCAUCUGCCAGGAAGCCCGCCCAAGCUGUCCCAGUGGCGUGUGUCCCGCUUCCCCACCUGCCUCCCUCCUUUCUUCCCACCAAAAGGCAAAACCAAACCAAACCCCUACCCUUCACACUUCCUGCCGGAACACACUUGCAUCACUAGAUUUGGCUGUCCACCGCGGUGCUAUGAGUACUCCUCACAGCCUUCUGCAUCUGUGAGUCUGCCUGGAACUGUGAGAACUGCGGGUUUGUCAAGAACAGGGGCCCUGCUGAUGAUGCCAGCUUCCUGAACAGCUCGUGUUCAGGAUGGCAGGUGCUCUCUUGAGUCAUGGCUUCUUCAAAGCUACGAGAACCCGCGGAUGAGGUUUUCGACCUGGACUUGGCUGUGCCAGAGACCGUCAGACUGGACAGCAGUUUACACAAGGCCCGAGCCCAGCUACUGGCCAAGGGCCGGAGACACCGGCCCUCCCGCUCCAGGCUCCGGGACAGCGCCAGCUCCGCAGAGGACGGUGAAGGCUCCGAUGGGCCCGGAGGCAAGGUGACCGACGGCUGCGGGAGCCCCCUGCACCGGCUGCGCUCGCCUCUGCACUCGGGCCCGGGGUCCCCUGCGGGGGGCUCUUUCUGCCUGGAGCCUCCGGGGUUACGACGCAGCCUAGACGAAGACGAACCUCCGCCCUCGCCGCUCACACGCUACCGUCCCCUGCACAACGCCGCCUCGCACGAGGGCCUGGCCGCCGCGUCCUGCUCGCCGCCGCGCUCGGCGCCCUCCUCGGACAGCUCGCCCAGCUUCGUGCGCCGCCACCCGCGCGCGGAGCCCCACAGCGAGGAUGACAGCCGGGAUGCCAGCCCACCUGAGCCCGCCAGCCCCACCAUCGGCCUGGAUAAGAAGACUCGCCGAAAGUUCCUGGACCUGGGGGUCACCUUACGCCGAGCGUCCACUAGCAAGAGCCGGAAGGACAAGGGCAGCAACCGUUUGUCCAUGGGCAGCAGGGAGUCAGUGGAGGGGUCCGGCAGGUCAGGGGGCUCCCCGUUCCUGCCCUUUUCCUGGUUCACAGACAGCGGCAAGGGCUCGGCGUCCUCUGGCAGCACCACCUCGCCCGCCUGCUCCCCUAAACACGAGGGCUUCAGCCCUAAGAAGUCAGCUUCUCAGGAAUCCACCCUGAGUGAUGACUCCACACCCCCUAGCAGCAGCCCCAAGAUCCCAAGUGGUCCCCGGCAGGAGACCAAGUGCUCCUACCCCUACCACACACUGUCCCAGUCUUCGGAUGAGUUCCUGGAUGAACCCCUCCCCACUGUCCACCACUGGACCAGCCAGCAGGUGGGCCAGUGGCUGCACAGCCUGAACCUGGAGCAGUAUGCCGCCGAGUUCGCCGCGCGGCAGGUGGACGGGCCCCAGCUCCUGCAGCUGGACGGAAGCAAACUGAAGAGCCUGGGGCUCAGCAACUCGCAUGACCGGACGCUGGUGAAGCGGAAGGUGAAGGAGCUGGCCGCCGCCGCUGAGAAGGAGCGCAAGGCCCAGGAGAAGGCCGCACGGCAGCGUGAGAAGCUCCGGCGCAGGGAGCAGGAGGCCAAGAAGAGCUAGGGGCAGGCGGGGGGCAGGCACUGGCACCCAGGCGCUGGUGGCCGCCGGGCUCGGUGGGCGCAGGCCUCAGCGGGGAGGCGGGGCCUGGGCGCCAAGCUUGGGCUGGCCGGGCCCCACACUCUCAGGGGGUACAUGCCCUCUCUCACCCUGUCACUGUCUGGACCCAGAUCCCCCAGAAAGGGAGACCCCGGGAGAGGGCCCAGUGAUAAAUCCAGUUUUAAGGACUUGUUUGGCACAGAGUUCCUAGGGGAGCUGGCAGGACAUGGGCAGAGGACAGAGAGGCCGGGGCUGAAGCAAGUCUGGGCACCCUGAGGCACCCGGGUCAGUCUGACCCUCUGCCCUCAGGCCGUGGCGGUGCUGGCCAGCAGUGAGCUAGGACGCCUGCCAGCCUGCCUGCCUGCCCGCUAGAGGCUCUGAGAUGGGGCCCUGGUCCCAGGGCUUAGGUAGGAAGCAUCGCAGCAGGGGCAGGUGAUAGAGUGGCUCCUCUCCAGCUCUCCGAGGUGGUUAUGUGCUGGGAGAGCGCUCUUCUGCUCCCAGGGGAGGCUGGCAGGCACUGCAGCAACCUGCACUCAGGGUAGACUCCCAGUCUGCACUCAACGGAAGAGCGGCGAGAGCGGCACGGUUACCCCGAUUUUUGCCAGGAGCAGGGAGGGUCGAUGAUAACAUCCUUCCCCUUCCCUGUCCUGUGGGUUCCAAUGGUGAGAUGGCAUCCAUACAGGCCUGCCCCUCCCGGGGCCCACUCAGGGCCUGGUCUUUGACCUGCUCUCUAGCACAAGGCCCACUUCUCUUGUUCCCUCAGAGGACAGCUCAGCCCUCUCUGGGGACAGAGCAAACUUGGGAGCUGGGGGGAAGGGGACAGAGGACACUCCCACCCAUGCCUAGGUGGCACUGAACGGGUGAAUCCUCACCCCAGCCAAGUAGAGAGGCAAAAUCUGGGAGUUUCCCUGGAAUCUUCUGGAAGGGUUCAUCAGCCUUCCCCCAUCUGCUCUGGUCCCUGUUGGAGCCUCAGUGGGUUCCAGAACCGGCACAGUUGUGCCAGCUCUGGUCCCCUGCACCACAAGGAAGGGUGGGGCCAGGCCCCUGGGUAGGGGUGGGAUCUAUCCCAGCAGCCCGGGGAUGACAUCUAUCCUUGUAAGGAGGGAGCGUUCAGGUACAGCACUGGCCGGCAGCUUCUAGAGGAUUGGCCAGUGACCAGUGGGGCUGGGGGCCCUCUGAUUAGAAGUCCCGGUCCACCUCCACCUGCCUACAGUGGCGGACAGGACCCAACCCAUGCCAACUCCCCUCAUUCUUGCUCAGAGGCUGUGGCUUCAGGGCCACCCCUGCUCUGGCCACGGUCUGGUCCCGGGGACUCAGCCCUUUACUCCUCUCUGCUGUCUGUGCGGGGAGAGGAGCUUCAGAGGAAACAGAUAUGGGGGCACCAAUACUGUCGGGGCCUGUUGGAGGGGCUGGUGGGGAGGGUGGAAGGCACCCAGGCCUUUGAAACUAUCAGGAGCUAUAUGGGCGCCCUCCUGCAUGUGAAGGGGGGGUGGUACUCAAUUUAUUUCAAUAAACACUUACGAUGUG